CACUUUCUAUGUUUGAACGUUGUUUAUCCAAAUGUUCUGAAGAUACUGUAAGUAAAUAAAUAAAUAAUUUAAUACUUAGAAAAAGCCAAAUUCCGUAUUAAAAUAUUACACAAUGAAUGAUCUAAGCUCGUAUAGAGAUCAACACUUCAAAGGUUCUAGAAGUGAACUCGAUAAACUGUUACGCUUGUCGUUAACCAUGUAUGUCGGCAACUUAGCGUUUUAUACUACAGAAGGGCAAAUAUAUGAGUUAUUUUCCAAGUGUGGUGAUAUUAAACGCAUUGUCAUGGGUCUAGACAAAUUUAAAAAAACUCCUUGCGGUUUUUGCUUCAUUGAAUAUUACACAAGAGAAGACGCCGAAAACUGUAUGCGUUACAUAAAUGGUACUCGACUUGAUGACCGCAUUAUACGUACGGAUUGGGAUGCUGGAUUUGUGGAAGGAAGACAGUAUGGUCGAGGAAAAACUGGAGGACAAGUCCGUGAUGAAUACAGAACUGAUUAUGAUAUUGGACGGGGCGGAUACGGAAAAAAUGCUCAACCUAAAGCAGACAUGAUAAUAUUCGGAAGAAAUAAAGAUGCAUUACCAAUGGAAUAACUUAAUUCUACUAAAUAAUUGUCUUUUUAUAAAUUUUUUUUUUUUUUCUAAGUAAAUGUAAUUUUUCUGCGAAAUGAAUGUAAAUA
Messenger RNA from Sipha flava (yellow sugarcane aphid), 678 nucleotides. Its product is annotated as nuclear cap-binding protein subunit 2-like. Gene Ontology annotation, cellular component: nuclear cap binding complex. The record is from RefSeq and is a predicted model, not a curated record. The coding region runs from base 113 to 592 and encodes 159 amino acids. Gene Ontology annotation, biological process: mRNA cis splicing, via spliceosome. NCBI's taxonomy places the organism in Eukaryota, Metazoa, Arthropoda, Insecta, Hemiptera, Aphididae. The transcript has a single exon. Gene Ontology annotation, molecular function: RNA cap binding.